GAGAUACUCCAGCCCUUUCAAACAACCUGGCAGAGAUCUGGCCUUCCUAAGAAAAUGUUUGGGGACUCCUUUAACUGUCUCUUUCCGAGAGCUCCCUUUUCCCCUUGUGAGAACUGUGAAGACUCCGCUUUUUCCAAUUAAAAAUAAAAGCUACUGUUCGUAUUUUCAACAAAAAGCAUUAUAGUUCUGAAGGAACACACACACUCAGAAAGCAUUAUAGUUCUGAAGGAACACACCCAUUCAGAAUGAUUCCAAAGUGGGUCGCAACCCACCAGUUGAGAAGACACAGUGCACACUUCCUUGAGCAUAGCGCGAGGCUGAAGACCAGGGAAUGGGUCAUGUGACAUGGUUGUAAAAGGGGUAACCAGGCGCGAGAUACCCACUGUGGUGGUGCUGGAGUGUCAGUUAUUCUACCUAAAGUGGAAUUAGUCAACCGACGCAUUGUUUCAAGCUGAAAUUAAUCACAACAACAGGGUCUCCUCAGGUCCUGGGUGGGGUUGGAGUGAUGGUGUGUGUUUCAGGUCUGUGAAGGUCUCACUCACAUUCUGGUUUGAAACGCUUGUCGGAUGGAGCGCAGGCGUGAGACCCGCAAACCAUUCUACCGGGUCCCCGGUGCCAGCAACAAGACCAGCGCGGAGAUUGUGCAGGAGGCCCGACAGUCGUUACGGACCUUACGCACCCAGCGACCUUUCACCCCACUAGAUGAACACCGGCAGCUGUUUGGGGAGGGGUCUUCACGUCCCCGCGAUGGUCGCCCCCCCUCUGCUUUCAGUCUGCAUGCCCGGAACUUUGAAGCGCCGGACUCCAGGCCAGGUUCUGGAACCCGUCUCUCUCCUCUAGACCAUAAGCCCAGGCUGCCUGCUGCUGCCCUGGAUGGGGGUGCCCUGGAGGAGGCGGUGGCUCUACCCAAGCCGCCCACCGAGCAGACAGAAGGCAGGAAGGGCCUGGGGGUAACCAGAGCCAGGCUGCUCCGGGCUGGAUCCAACACCAGGCUCCCACCAGUGAGCUCACACAUGGAGGUGAGGAAGCCUGAGGAUUGUGAAUCCCCUACCCACCGUAGCGUCUCCUUCACUGAGAGAUUAGGCACUGGAGCACCUCCCUCUGCCCGUGCAGCUGCAGCCAAGGAGACCGAGCAGGCCGAGUCCUCCCUACCUCACCCUCAGCUCCACGGACCCUCCACAUACAGAGGUGAGAUAUCCCUGCCCGACAGAUCGGAUUCAAACACCCAAGCCACCACCUGUGGAACAAGAACAGAUAAAGAGGUCGGGGAUGGGGAUGGAUCAGGUACAGGAAGUGAUGUCACAGAGGAUUCAUUCUGGAACUCGAUGGUGUCUCCAGUCCUACAGGAGUUUGAGGCUGUGGUCACAGGAGGCAGCCCAUCCGAGGAGGUUGUGAGGCGACUGUGUGAUGAGUGCUCUCGUCUCCAUGGUGCCUUGCAUGAAAGAGGCAUGCUGGGUAGGAGGCUGCGGAAGAGAGCCACACUGCUGAGAUCUCUCUUCAGACUCAUAGACCUGGGCUCUGACCAGCUCAACCUGCUGCUGGCUAAACUUAUACUGGCACUGAAAGUGAGUGGAAACAACCUGCUGAACAUUUGCAAACUCAUCUUCAAAAUCAGCCGCAGUGCCAGCAAUGAUGCUCUCUUCCACAACAACUCCAUCAUAGACUCCUUGCUGAGCGUGCUGCGCAGUGAGGAUGUGAGUGUGUGUGGUGAGGCUCUGCUCUACUGCGUGGCCACGCUCAAGUUCCUCUCAGGAAACAGCGCCCUCCGGAGGCUGCUGCUGGAGAAGGACUGCAUCGGCAUCCUGAGUCAGCUCACACACAGGUUCACACACCCUCCCUCUGAUCGGGACAGCGCUGGCCCCACACACACCACCACUGGACACAUCCUUGUGCAGCUGACUGCAACCCUGAGGAACAUGGCGGACCUCUCUGAGUCUCGCCCCCCCUUCCUCUCAAAUGGGGUUCUUGCCGAACUUACUACAGUUCUAGAUCAUCACCAUGGAGACCCAGACAUAUGCACCAAUGUGGCCCGGAUAUUCAGCAAGCUGUCCUCCUAUAACGAGUGCUGCCUGGCCUUGGCAGAGGUUCCCCAAGUAUGGAGGAUAUUUAUAGACCUGUUGGGCAAACACAGCAAGAAGCAGGAUCUGGUGGUGCGGUUGUUAUUCACGUUGGGGAAUCUGGCCGCCCGUUGCCCAGAGGCUCGGGAGUGCAUCUACGAGGAGCGAGGAGGGGUGAAUACCCUCCUGCGUCUCUUCUACCUCUACCAGGAGCCCCGUGUGGCCCCCCAGGCCUCCUCAGGCGUGCACAGACUUGGGGCCUCGGAGAGGGAGGACGUCCUGGUGAAGUUGAUCAGGGUGUUGGCCAACAUCUCCAUACACCCGACAGCAGGCACCGCUCUGGCAGCCAGUGAAGAGUGUGUGGAGUUGCUCCUGAAGGUGCUGGAGCAAGGUUCAGUGGAGUUGAGUGAGGAGCUGAUGGUGAAUGCGGCCGCCACCAUUAACAAUCUGUCCUUCUACCAGGGAGAAAGCUCUGUGGUCCGCCGAAGGCACACUCGCAUCUCCCACUUAGUGUUGUUGAAGUUGUUGUUGAGCUGUAGUAUGGCUGCGGUGCUGGAGGCCACUCGUGUGUUUGGGAACCUGUCUCAGAUCCCAGACGUCAGGCACUUCAUCAUGGAGCAGAAAGUGCAUCAGUUUGUUGUGACGCUGCUGGACUCUAAGAGCUCAGAUGUGUGUUUCUCUGCGUGUGGCGUCCUCAUCAACCUCUCAGCAGAGCCACACAACAGACACACACUUAGACAGGAAGGAGUCAUACAGAAACUGGGAGACUGCUUGCGGGACUUCGGGCCAUGUGAUUGGCAGCUGGCUGGGCUGCUGUGUCAGACCCUGUGGAACUGUACAGAGGAAAACAUGGAGAAUGAGACAGAGGAGCUGCUUCACACACUCUCUAUGUAUCUAGACGAGGAAGAGGCUCUGUCCUGGUCGGCCGACAGCGCAAUGCGCGAGCUUCACCAGGCAUGCUGGGAACUGGACUUCCGUCCUGUCGCCCAGAGGCUGCGGAGGCGGAUCCUGGGUCAGGUGACACUGUCAGAACCAAUCAGAGAGCCGUCUUGAGUCGCUGCAUUUCCUGUGCGCCUGUGGUUUGUGUUUAUGUGUCUGUGUUUACAUCACUGUGGUGCGCUAGUCAGGGUAUGCACUGCACUUUAAUAGUUUGUAUGGUAAUUAAUUAUGAGAUUGGCCCACAUACUGGUCUGUGCUUCUUACUGAACUUGAAGGGUAAUGAACAAGUGUAACUGAUAAUGAACUGUUUGCACUUUACCCUAAGAAAGAAGUAAUUUGGUGUUGUGUAACUGCUGUUGUGAUGCUUGUUCAACUUCCUAGGGCUGUGGAACAAUAGAACACUUUUUAUUGUUCAAUCUGAAUCUGUGUGUUGACUUAACUGUCUGAACAACAAGUACUGAAAGAUAGCCUCUCGAGACAACAGAACAAUGCCUUCAAAUGCUUGUAUUAGAAAGAUACACACACACACACACACAAAACAUGAAUUCACAUCACAUCAAACAGGGCAAACAUAGCACUCCCCUUAAAACCCCACCCCAUUCCCCAACCUUCAUAUGCUUAACAGCAGUUCUAGAACAUUAAACCAUAAAAGCACACAUACACACAGAAGGCAUUGUCAACAUCCAUUGUACAAACAUGUCCUUAAUGAACAGCGAUAAAGAUCAGGUUUAUGCGAAGUUAGUCAGUCCCUGCCAGAACCUUUGACAUGAUGGGAACCGUGCCGUAAUCCACGGCUGUCUUUUGCCGAUCUCUGGCUUUCCGGGCCUUUCCGGGACAUCACCCCCCCUUCAGAAAAACAAAAACUGUGACUCAUAGAUGAGAGGGAGGUGAUG
Clupea harengus (Atlantic herring) is the source of this 3889-nucleotide messenger RNA. RefSeq names its product armadillo repeat containing 2 (gene armc2). Lineage: Eukaryota; Metazoa; Chordata; Actinopteri; Clupeiformes; Clupeidae. The record is from RefSeq and is a predicted model, not a curated record. Gene Ontology annotation, molecular function: protein binding. Gene Ontology annotation, biological process: cilium organization; sperm axoneme assembly.